CACAGUACACUGAACACUGAGGUCAGUUGAGGUUCAUGUCACUAUUUGCACAGAAACAAUGUUUAAACAAGUUUAAUAACUUUUCUUUAAUAAUUGUAUUUUUGUUAGGUUAGUAAGUGAUAAGAUGACGAAAGUAUCAGAUACUAUUUACGUGCUUCUUAUCAGUUGCCUUAUCACAGAAACUGUAUGUAAUACUACCCGAAAUGUGCUCAUAUUAUUGGCUGACGACGGCGGGUUCGAGCUGGGAGUGUAUGGCAAUAAGAUUUGCCAGACACCGAACAUCGACGCGCUCGCUCGUCGCAGUGUGAUUUUCAACAACGCUUUCACUUCUGUCAGCAGUUGUUCACCCAGUCGCGCCGCGCUGCUAACGGGCAGGCCAAGCCACCAGAAUGGCAUGUAUGGUCUGCAUCACGGCGUCCAUCACUUCAACUCCUUCGACAAUAUCACCAGCUUACCAAAUAUAUUGCGGGAACAUGGAGUAUAUACAGGUAUAAUAGGAAAAAAGCACGUGGGCCCCGAUGACGUGUACAAAUUUGAUUACGAGCAGACAGAAGAGAACAACCAUAUCAACCAGGUCGGUCGUAACAUCACACAUAUCAAGCUGCUCACCAGGCAGUUCCUGCGUGACGCUAAAAAAAGCAGCAACGGCUUCUUCUUGUACGUGGGGUUCCAUGAUCCUCACCGAUGCGGUCACAACGAGCCGCAAUAUGGUGCAUUCUGCGAGCGCUUCGGAUCUGGUGAGCCAGGUAUGGGCCGCAUCCCGGACUGGCAGCCCUGGUACUAUCAGUGGGACGAGGUGCAGAUGCCCUAUCAUGUGCAGGACACAGAGGCUGCAAGGAGAGAUAUCGCGGCGCAGUACACCACCAUGUCCCGCCUGGAUCAAGGUGUCGGCUUGGUGCUGCAGGAGCUGGCGGCGGCCGGGCACGCCCAUGACACUCUGGUGCUGUACUCGUCCGACAACGGCGUGCCGUUCCCCGCGGGCCGCACCAACCUCUACGACCCCGGCGUGAGGGAGCCGCUGCUCGUGAGCUCCCCGGAGCCCCGCGCCCGCCGCAACCAGGUUUCGUACGCGAUGAUAAGUCUGUUGGACAUAUUCCCUACAGUUCUGGACUGGUUUCACAUCGGCACGGAGCAGCAGACAGCCAAUGAAAUCUGGCAGGACGGUCCUAAGAGUCUGCUCCCCAUUUUGGAGAAAGAGCCGGCGCCGGCUGCCGACGACGCGGUGUUCGGCUCCCAGACGCACCACGAGGUCACCAUGUACUACCCCAUGCGGGCCGUGCGUACGCGCCGCUACAAGCUGAUACAUAACCUCAACUUCGCCAUGCCCUUCCCCAUCGACCAGGACCUCUACGUCUCGCCGACGUUCCAGGACAUCCUGAACCGAACACGCGCUAAUCAGCCGCUACCCUGGUAUAAGACCCUCAAGCAGUACUACUACCGUCCGCAGUGGGAGCUCUACGACUUGAAACAAGACCCUGAAGAGCUGAACAAUUUGCAUGGCAAGGAGGCUGUGUCUGGUGUGGAGAAGCAGCUCCGCUCUCGCCUGGGGGCGUGGCAGCGUGCGUCACUCGACCCCUGGCGCUGCGCCCCCGCCGCCGUGCUGGAGCGGGGCGAGUGUCGCGCGCUUGACAACAUAGCGAGCUAAACAUAUAGCUACUUUCUUACCUUCCGAAGUGGGCGCUGUUAUUACAUACUAUCUCACCACGGCAUCACAAUAAAACAAUGUAUGCAGGAAUUUCGAUGUAAAUUCACUUGAACCUUCUGUGAAUUGUACUUUCCUUGAAAAUAAAAGGCGCAAUAUUUUUUUGCGGAUGACACUUCACUCAUAUUAUAUUAAACGCUCAAUGCUCUCCUGAGCACAAAGUGUGACUUGUUUGCGGAUGAAUGGACGGGAAUAAUGUCAGAAUGUACUGUGAGCGAGAUGAAUGUCUGAGUUAAAAAAAUUUUUGUUUAAUUUAUGUAAUUGGUGUAAACCGUAUUAAUUAAUCAAAUAAAUAAAUUAAAGUGAAAAGAAACCAAUUUUAAAUGUUUUAUCAGACACUGUACUGGCUCAGCGACAAUAAUCUAAUGUUACCUACCCAUAAAUCAAGAAAACUAAACAAGUAGGUACCUAAACAGAUGUGGCUCGCCUAGUUUAUUUACUAAAAGUAACCAUGUAAAACUAAGUCUAACUAUAUAACUGAGAUAUUGCACUUAUUAAAUAAACACUGCAAUAUUUCUCAUUUAGUAAUGGAACCUACCUACAAUUCAUGUUUUAGAAAAAUAUGUUAAUACGUUGAGCACUGUUAGAAUUAGACCUGAAACAAGGAUGCAGCUCUGAAUAGCUUAAAGAUUUAGGUUAUAAUGAUGAUCAUAAUAUUAAUAUACUGGAUUUAAUAAGUCUAAUAUUUACUAUUUGUAAUACCUAAGUUUAGUUUAUGUAUAUUUUAGAAAUAAAUAACAACACAUUAUUAAA
Messenger RNA from Leptidea sinapis, 2455 nucleotides. It is a transcript of the gene Sgsh, whose product is annotated as N-sulphoglucosamine sulphohydrolase. The record is from RefSeq and is a predicted model, not a curated record. Lineage: Eukaryota; Metazoa; Arthropoda; Insecta; Lepidoptera; Pieridae. Gene Ontology annotation, biological process: glycosaminoglycan catabolic process; heparan sulfate proteoglycan catabolic process. The transcript is spliced from 11 exons. The coding region runs from base 125 to 1645 and encodes 506 amino acids. Gene Ontology annotation, molecular function: N-sulfoglucosamine sulfohydrolase activity.